Molecule: messenger RNA, 959 nt
Organism: Moneuplotes crassus
Lineage: Eukaryota; Ciliophora; Spirotrichea; Euplotida; Euplotidae
Source: the annotation of a GenBank genome assembly
UAACAUUUAUAAAAAUUCUAAAAAUGAGAAGAAAUGGGAGUACUCAACCACAGAAUGCGUGGAGUAACGAACUAAAGGGAAUGAUCCUCGAAACUGACUUUACCCUCAAAGGAAAUGGGAUUAUACCAAUGACCAGUCAAGGCAAGAGAAGGAGCGUCAAAAGGAAAGCAAAUAAUAAUGGCUGGGUCUUUACUAGCAAUACCAAAAAUAAAAUGGGAACUAAAGGUAGAAGAAAUAUAAAACCUCAAACUCUUGCUGAAAUGCUAGCAUUUUCAAGGCCUUCUACACAAGGAGGGAAAAAUCUAAAAGGCUUCUUUAGAAACAGUGGAGGCUCUCCGAAAAUAUUUAAGGUGAAUAAUGGAUUUCUCAGAAGACAAGUCUCUCAUGGUAAAAUGCAAAAUCCUGAUAAACCUAUAAUAAAUCAUCUUGAGAGCACUGUCGGCUUAAAAUCAUCACAGGUUACUCUUUCUCCAAAGUUUAAAGAUUAUUAUCAAAAUCAGAAGAAGAUGGUAGCUAAUUUAAUAGAUGUAGAAUCUCCUGUUGACAACCUCACAGCAGCUAGUGGAGCAUCUAAUAAAUUAGCUAAGGCCGUGAAGCAGCCAAUUCAAAAUGCCUUUAAAAAUACUCAAGGCUUACAAGGGUCUAUUUAUUCUGUUUCAAACUCAACUGACAUCAGGAAUAAGAUGGAAAAGGACUCGCAAAAUACUAAAGAAAUGCAGCCAAGCGAGGCAAUGGGAGCUUUUGAUACUAUUCCUAAAAGAGCUAUUACCCAAUCAAGUAAAGUGAGAGUGAACAAGGAAGGAUUCAAUAGGAUAAGAGAAGCCAAAAAGAAAGCAGGCACUCUGAUGCUCAGCCAAGGUAGUAAAGCUGUCUUCCAAUAUCAAUUUGAGAUGCAGAAUAAGGAAGAAGAAAACUGAUUUAGAGAUCUCUAUGACUGUUUGAAUGAGCUCAUUGACUAA